GCUUGGACUUAAGGACCAGCAGGAGAGAGAAAUCGUUCACGUUCUCAUGGAUUGCUGCCUUCAGGAGAAAACCUACAAUCCUUUCUAUGCGUUCUUGGCUACCAAACUUUGUGAAUAUGAAAGGAGAUUUCAGAUGACUUUCCAGUUCAGCGUGUGGGACAAGUACCGGGACUUAGAAAACCUGCCUGCUGCUCAGCUCUCUAAUUUGGUGCACCUGGUGGCCCACUUGUUGAAGACCAAGUCACUUCCACUUUCCAUCUUAAAGGUAGUUGAAUUCAGUGAAUUGGACAAACCCAGAGUCCACUUUUUACGAAAAGUGUUAAAUAUGCUGUUAAUGGAAACAGAAGUUGAAGAUCUUGGUUUAAUUUUUGCAAGAGUAUCUGAAAACCCUAAGUUGGGGAUGUUGCGGGAAGGUUUGAAGCUUUUCAUCAGCCACUUCUUACUAAAGAGCGCCCAGGCCCACAAGAGAGCUGAUGAGGCCAACAUUCUGCGAGAGAGAGCCAACCUUGCUACAAGAUCUCUGCAGGGAAAAGCUUCCCUGAGAAUGUAGUCGGGGAAAUGUCCUUUGUAAACCCAGAGGCCUAUUCUGUUGUCUACGUGGAAAAGCUUGGUGAAGCUAUAUCAUGGCCAGUUGUGUUUAAAAUAUUAUAUUUUGAGAUAAUUUUUUGGUCCAAGGUUAUAUUGUAGUUGUGUUUUAAACUAUUUUCAAAUAACUUUACAUGUAUGGGGGGGAGGGGCAGACACACCGGACAGAGUGUUCUCUAGUGGGGCUGCUGUGUGUGAUUGUCUUAAUUUUUUUCAUAGAUAAUAGGCCACUAGAGGGUGCAGUUACAAAGAAAUUGAUGUCUUUUUAUCUUUUUUUUAUUUUGGUUAAAAGUUCAAAAAUCAUUAGUUAGACAUGCUGCUUGGUGUUUACUUGGCUGCUCUGAAGUGCGGAGUGCGGCAGAGCUGAGGGGAAGCGGCCCUGUGAGUGUCCUCUACACACCGUGCAGUGGGACAGGUGUUUUUCCUCGCCACUCAGCUCACAUUUCAGCAGUGAAGGAGAUCCUUUACCAUUUUUAUAUCUCCUACUCUUCAAUUCCAAGUUGUAAAUGCACUUGCGUAAACAGCUCUGAAUUCACCAAAUAGAUGCUGGACACUAAUGGGUGCUGCUUGCUUGCUGGGUUCUAGGAGAUGUAAACGUGAGUGAAACAUAAUUACUACCUGCGACGGAUUAACAUUUACCUAGUGAGAGACAAACACACCCCGCUUUCUGAGUGCAGAGAACUGAUGGAUCCUGUGAGGAGACAGAAGUGCCCUUGAUACUCGGCAUCUCCACACAUGCACCAAUGUUUGUUGUUCUUCCAGCCCUUAAAAUGUGCCUCUCUCUCUCAAGUGCUACAGACUCGGUUUAAAUCUCACCUUCAGUGGUUGAAAGAGUUACUGAGAUGUGAGUAUACAACAGCCCUUUAGACAUUAAGUUGCAGAAACCCGUCUGCGGCAGAGCACUGUCCACUUUACAAUGGCCACUUCGGGCUCAGAGGCACAGGCUGGUGAUGUCACUGCUGUGCAGAACACUCUCUUGUACUUUCGAUCUCAACAUGGCCCUGUAGGAGCUUGUGCUUAGAAAUCACUGUGUGAAGUCAUACUUGUUCGGUCCUGUCCCUCAGCUAAUCGUUUAAACUUUGAAACGUGCAAGCAACAUGAAAAACUGCUAGGGCUAAGAAUAACCACAGAAACAGCACAGAGGCUGUCUGGCCUUUCACAUGCAUGUUAGCCCUACCUUCAGAAACAAGCUCAUGCAACCUGAGGCCAAAUUAAAACGCUGUGUCUUCUAGCAGGUUCUGAACUUAGACAACACAGCAGCAGCAGGUAUUAAGAGAGGAAUGCAAGAAGGGAAGCCUUCACUUUUAUAUUAAGGGCUUUUAACAAAAAAUGUCUUUGCUGGGUGGUGAUUAGUGCACAGCAGAGCAGGUCCACAGUGAGAUAAGGAGCUUGAGCCAGGAUAUCAGUGAACACUGCUUCCUUCCUCGAGAAAGUCUUUCUACGGAGGAAAAAAUGUCAGUUGGGCUAAACAGUGUGCUUAAUGACCUAGUCCGUUUACAUUCUGAUGCGAGCUGAUCUUGCAGACCAAGCAGUUCACAGACAGGCAGCCAGUGUAUGGACCACGUUUGAGUAGCACAAGUGUAACUGAUGUUAAUGAGAAUUAAUUGUGUGUGCAGCUGCUAAGAUUAGGAAAAGAUACCAGUGCAGUGGUGCCAUCUAACGUCACUAUGUCAUGUGUACAGUAAACCUCGUUUGAAGUAUAGAUGAGUUCAAGCUGGUUUUUCUGCAAAAGAUAAAUUUCUGUAAACCCAUUUUUAUAUCUUUUAUUAUUAAAACAAUAAAAAUGUC
Molecule: messenger RNA, 2373 nt
Organism: Galeopterus variegatus (Sunda flying lemur)
Lineage: Eukaryota; Metazoa; Chordata; Mammalia; Dermoptera; Cynocephalidae
Gene: NOM1
Product: nucleolar protein with MIF4G domain 1
Exons: 4
Biological process (GO): ribosomal small subunit biogenesis
Cellular component (GO): nucleolus
Molecular function (GO): RNA binding
Source: RefSeq, a predicted model, not a curated record